ACCUUGUAAACAACGAUACGAACUUUUUAGUCCGUACUCAAUAUCGAAAUCAAACCAUUAGAUUAAUUAAAAUUUAAUACAAUGAACGGGCACAGUAACGACAUUUCUAUGGCAAUAACAACUCGCCUUAUGAAGUUUUCCGGCGUUUGGAUGGCAGCUAAUAAUCAUGAGCAACGACGCAGGAACAUCGUUCUGGUUUACACAUCUAUUGGGAUGCUACUCAUCGGUUUGGAAAUAUUCUCAGACCUUUACUACUCCUGUAGCGAUUUUACUGAAUGUCUUUACGUCUCGGUCAACUUUUUAAGCUUGAUGCUGCCUACCAUCAAGCUACUUAUUGUGCUUGCACAUAAAAAGGAUUUCUUCGAAUUAAUUCGAUACAUGCAAGAGAAAUUCUUCCAUGGGACUUACGACAUUCAGGAGAAGACACUUAUGAACUCAUGCAAAAGCGUCUGUGCAUUCUAUAUUUGCACCUUCACUUGGUGUGCGCAUUCGACGGUAUUUAGCUACGUUGUAAGUCCCAUCAUAGCUAAUAUUGAAAGAAACGGAACAGACAGAUUACUUCCGUUUAGGAUGUGGAUGGAUAUAUUCUACGUCACACCUUACUUUGAGAUAACGUUUGUAGUGCAGUCUUUGAGCUUGUAUCAAGUCGGCGUGUGCUAUAUGUGCUUCGACAACCUGUUAUGCAUCAUGAAUCUGCACACAGCUUGUCAAUUUCGUAUAUUACAAUACAGACUAAAAAAUAUACCGAAUAUUGUCAUAGAAAAAUACGUUGAAAAUUCGAAAUCGCUCACACCAGAUUCUGCAGACAAACAUUAUGCGACGUUUAGAAACUAUGUUCAACAGCAUCAAUUACUUAUUGCAUAUUGCGCCAAGCUCGAGAAA
Molecule: messenger RNA, 882 nt
Organism: Hylaeus anthracinus
Lineage: Eukaryota; Metazoa; Arthropoda; Insecta; Hymenoptera; Colletidae
Exons: 4
Biological process (GO): detection of chemical stimulus involved in sensory perception of smell; sensory perception of smell
Cellular component (GO): plasma membrane
Molecular function (GO): olfactory receptor activity; odorant binding
Source: RefSeq, a predicted model, not a curated record